Molecule: messenger RNA, 1362 nt
Organism: Pelodiscus sinensis (Chinese soft-shelled turtle)
Lineage: Eukaryota; Metazoa; Chordata; Testudines; Trionychidae
Source: RefSeq, a predicted model, not a curated record
UCCGUCCACACACACCCCGGCAUCCAUGUGUCUGUCUGUCCGUCCGCACACAUCCUGGCAUCCGUCUGUCCGUCUGCACACACCCCGGCAUCCAUCCAUCUGUCCGUCCGUCUGCACACACCCCAGCAUCCGUCCGUCCGCCUGCACACACCCCAGCAUCCAUCCAUCCGUCCACACACAGCCGGGCAUCCAUCCGUCCGCCCAUCUGUCUGCACACACCCCGGGAUCCAUCCGUCCGUCUGUCCAACCGCACACACUCCGGAAUCCAUCUGUCCGUCUGCACACACCCCGGCAUCCAUCCAUCCAUCCGUUUGUCUGCACACAUCCCAGCAUCCAUCCGUCCGUCCGUCCGUCCGCACACACCCCAGCAUCCAUCCAUCUGCACGCACUCCGGCAUCCGUCUGUCCGUCCGUCCAUCUGCACACACCCCGGCAUCCAUCCGUCUGUCUGUCCACACUCCGGCAUCCAUCUGCCUGUCCAUCCGUCUGCACACACCCCGGCAUCCAUCCAUCCAUCCAUCCGUCAAUCCGUCCGUCUGCACACACCCUGGCAUCCAUCCAUCCGUCUGCACACACUCCGGCAUCCAUCUGUCUAUCCAUCUGCACGCACCCCGGCAUCCGUCAAUCCGUCCGUCCGCACACAUCCCAGCAUCCAUGCAUCAAUCCGUCUGUCUGCACACACCCCGGCAUCCAUCUGUCCGUCCAUCCGUCUGCACACACCCCAGCAUCCAUCCGUCGGUCCAUCCAUCCCCACACUCCCAUGCAUCUUGGUCCAUCUAUCCUCGCAUAUCCCCGCCACAUACACACACACACGCGCACACGCACACUCACACACACUCUCUGGUAAAUCUAAAUUCUUUCUGGACGUUUAUUUGGAUGUUGUGAAGAUACAGUUUUAUUUUCAUCAAAUGUUUCCCAACUCAGAACCCCCCCCCCCUUCCUGAGUCUCAGGUGUCCAAGGGAGCACAGCUGGUGAGAACAGGCCCAGCAUGAAGGAGGCUGUUGGUCUCAGGCCCUGGCUGCACCGUGGGGGGCCCAAAGCUGAAGGGGGUAGGAGGACGGGGAGACCCCUCUCAGUCCUCUCCCCGCACAGCUGCGCGGCUGGCCCUCAGACGUCGGCUGGCGGGAAACGUCCCACAACUUCCAGAUCAGUGAGCCCGGCCAAGCAGAUCCUGCUGCUCCGACCCCCAGGCCCGGCAGGGCGGGAUCCUGCUGCUCUCGGACCCCCAGGCCCGGCAGGACGGGAUCCUGCUGCUCUCGGACCCCCAGGCCCGGCAGGACGGGAUCCUGCUGCUCCGACCCCCUGUGCCGGAGGCCGGUCCAUUUGUAUUGUCCGUGUUACCUGCCCUGGCAGUGGCUGGUG